AUGACCGGUGAUUUCACUCAUUUACUCUGCAUGUUUCUGCUGGGAGCGUGCAUUACGGAAGCUACAGCAGAUCAGUCGUGCGAAGUUUGCGUUGGUUUCCUGAAGAAAACAGCUACGGAGCUGUCGGAACAGGGAAUUUCUGAUUCGGCUAAAAUCGAGCAGUUCAUUAAGUCGAAAUGCGAAAAGGCGACCGGAAAAGAAAGUCGUUUCGUAUGUUAA
Molecule: messenger RNA, 219 nt
Organism: Soboliphyme baturini
Lineage: Eukaryota; Metazoa; Nematoda; Enoplea; Dioctophymatida; Soboliphymatidae
Source: the annotation of a GenBank genome assembly